UGUGCGGUUUCUUUCCGGACGACAAUACAGGAAGGACCGGCUCAAAUUUAUGGAGUUUCGAAGAAGAACAGGACUGUUAUGAGAGUUUCUCUCCGAGGCUUUUUGAACAAAAUGGGAAACUUGAGAUGCUGUCUGAGCCCAGCGGUGGUCCUGCUGGUGUUCGUGUUGGGUCCGGUGUGCGGUGAUAUAACGGACGGAAACACGGAGCACCUGAAGAGAGAGCACUCGUUAAUGAAGCCUUACCAAGGCGUCGGCAGCAGCCCUUCCAGUCAGUGGGACUUCUGGGGAAGCACUUUGGUGACGAGCUCAUACGUCCGACUCACUCCAGAUGAGAGAAGCAAGCAGGGAUCCAUCUGGAAUACAGUGCCUUGUUACCUGAAGGACUGGGAGAUGCACGUGCAGUUCAAAAUUCACGGGUCAGGAAAGAAGAAUCUCCAUGGCGACGGCAUCGCUAUCUGGUACACAAAGGACAGACUGCAUCCAGGCCCUGUGUUUGGAAACCAAGAUCAGUUUCUUGGCCUGGCUUUGUUUUUGGAUACCUUCCGCAAUGACCUCCAUGGAAUGGAUCGUUCUUUCCCGUACAUUUCGGCCAUGGUGAACAACGGCUCGGUGAGUUACGAUCACGGCAAAGACGGCCGAUCGUCCGAGCUGGGAGGCUGCUCGGCAGAGAUCCGGAACAGAGAGCACGACACGUACCUCGCCAUCCGCUACUCCAAAGGAAGACUGACUGUGAUGGUUGACGUGGAAGACAAGAACGAGUGGAAGGAAUGCAUCGAUAUCGGAGGCGUCCGUCUUCCUACUGGAUAUUUCUUUGGUGCCUCGGCGGCUACAGGAGAUCUGUCCGAUAACCAUGACAUCAUCUCCAUGAAGCUCUACCAGUUGAUGGUGGAACACACCCCCGAGGAGGAGAACCUGGACUGGACCAAGAUCGAGCCCAGCGUCAGCCUCCUCAAGUCUCCAAAAGACAACAUCGACGAUCCCACCGGAAACUUCCGCGGCACGCCCCUCACCGGCUGGAAGGUCUUCCUGCUUCUGCUGUGCGCUCUGUUGGGAAUCGUGGUGUGCGCCGUGGUGGGAGCUGUAGUUUUCCAGAAGAGACAGGAGAGGAACAAGAGGUUUUACUGAGCGGAGAAAAGAGAGAGAGAGAGAGAGAGAAGAACCUUUUAUGAGAGAGAGAGAGAGAUGUUUGUCGUGGAAUGAACUUGUUUCCAGAUGACAGAUUCAGCACAUUCAAUGUGAAUUUUUUUUCUAAAGAUUGUACAGAUGUUUAUAUCUUUUGAAGCACUGCAUUGGGAGUGAAAUAUGGUUACUUGUGAUUUUUUUGGUAAGAAGGCGCAAAACUAAUGGCGACCGUCAUGAGUGUCCCUGAUCAAUGCCGGGUUGGUUUUUUUUCUCCUUGUCUUUGUGUUCAUUCAUCGCAGGGUUAAAACUGACAAACUGUCAAUUUUUUUGUCAAACUUUGAGUUUUUCAGUUUCCCCUAAAGACUGUUCCCACAUGAUUGUUGCUUAAUCAGCUUUUUUCCUGCCACAGAUUGUGAACUUUGGCGCCAAAUGGUGUUUUUCUUUUUUGUAUUUCAGGGUAUUUUUACAUGAUUAUUGAUUGGAAGAAGCAAAGCGGCUCCACGUUAUAGCAUCAGUGGCUGAUGUUGCCAGAAUAUCCACGUUUAAUAUCAACAUUUUGGUUUUUGUGGCGACACCACCGAAAUUAAAUGAAACGUGUUACUGCUUCUCUCUCUUUAGAAAUGCUGGUUUCUUUUUUUUCUUUUUAGCUAUUUCACAAUGAUUUUAUAUCGCUUGAAAUUGUGUUACAACAUGUUCUCCAACAUAUAUUUGAGAAAGAACUGGAUGAUUAUUGUGGGUUAGAAAAAAAUCUACAUUUUAGGAUAGGUUUUUUUUUUUUUU
This is a messenger RNA of Thunnus maccoyii (southern bluefin tuna), 1902 nucleotides long. RefSeq names its product lectin, mannose-binding 2 (gene lman2). The coding region runs from base 79 to 1125 and encodes 348 amino acids. Gene Ontology annotation, biological process: endoplasmic reticulum to Golgi vesicle-mediated transport; Golgi organization; endoplasmic reticulum organization. The record is from RefSeq and is a predicted model, not a curated record. The transcript has 8 exons. Gene Ontology annotation, molecular function: D-mannose binding. Lineage: Eukaryota; Metazoa; Chordata; Actinopteri; Scombriformes; Scombridae. Gene Ontology annotation, cellular component: Golgi membrane; COPII-coated ER to Golgi transport vesicle; endoplasmic reticulum membrane.